UAGGCUGUAAUUAGGGGAUCUGGGAGGAGACCUUUCCUGGUGACGCUUUGCUUUUCCUCUGCUUUUGGUGAGAAAGUGCCUCCUUCUUCUCAGGACCAGGACCUCUGCCAUCCAGCGCCACAAAGAGACAUUCUGCACACACACAAUUUCACACACAUGCACACACACACUUGCCCAGAGACAAACUUAAGGUGAGAGGGAAGAGCCCUAGCUUCACUUGAUCUCCAGACUCCGACUUCAUCAAGACUUGAAGCAUCUGCACUUGUGGAUUUCAGGACAAGUGAAGAAGAUUCUUUGGGAUACAAAGAUGAAGAGUCUACUUCUUCUGGUGCUGAUUUCAGUCUGCUGGGCUGAUCAUCGUUCAGACAACUAUACUCUAGAUCAUGACAGAGUUAUUCACAUACAAGCAGAAAAUGGCCCCCGUCUACUUGUGGAAGCAGAACAAGCCAAGGUGUUCUCACACAGAGGUGGCAAUGUUACACUGCCAUGUAAAUUUUUUCGAGACCCUACAGCAUUUGGCUCAGGAACCCACAAAAUCCGCAUCAAGUGGACCAAGCUAACUUCAGAUUACCUCAAGGAAGUGGAUGUUUUUGUUUCCAUGGGAUACCACAAGAAAGCCUACGGACGCUACCAGGAGAGAGUGUUUCUCAAGGGAGGCAGUGAGAAUGAUGCUUCCCUGGUGAUCACAGACCUCACCCUGGAGGAUUAUGGGAGAUAUAAGUGUGAGGUGAUUGAAGGAUUAGAAGAUGAUACCACUGUGGUAGCGUUAGAUUUACAAGGUGUGGUAUUCCCUUAUUUUCCACGACUGGGGCGCUACAAUCUCAAUUUCCAUGAGGCCCAGCAGGCUUGUCUGGACCAGGAUGCUGUGAUUGCCUCCUUCGACCAGCUGUACGAUGCCUGGCGGGGCGGGCUGGACUGGUGCAAUGCCGGCUGGCUCAGCGAUGGGUCUGUGCAGUACCCCAUCACGAAGCCCAGAGAGCCCUGUGGAGGCCAGAACACAGUGCCUGGUGUCAGGAAUUACGGGUUUUGGGAUAAAGAUAAAAGCAGAUAUGAUGUUUUCUGUUUUACAUCCAACUUCAAUGGCCGUUUUUACUACCUGAUCCACCCCACCAAGCUAACAUAUGACGAAGCGGUGCAAGCUUGUCUCAAUGAUGGUGCUCAGAUUGCGAAAGUGGGCCAGAUAUUCGCUGCCUGGCAACUUCUGGGAUAUGACCGCUGCGACGCAGGCUGGUUGGCCGACGGCAGCGUCCGCUACCCUAUCUCUAGGCCAAGAAGGCGCUGCAGUCCCACUGAGGCCGCAGUGCGCUUCGUGGGUUUCCCAGAUAAAAAGCAUAAGCUGUAUGGUGUUUACUGCUUCAGAGCAUACAACUGAGUGCGCCCCAAGAGCACAUCAGUUUUAAAGUCAGUAAGAACAUGUGAAAGGUUUUUUUUUUCAAUAUGAACUCAUGCAAGUUACCAAAACUGUGAUAACUCUUUUUUUUACUUACUGUAAAGAGUCAUUUUCAUAAAGACCAAUUCAUUAAUUUGUUUUUGUAAAGCUAUCAUUCAAUAUAUAUUAUAAAUUAAUAUAAUGUUAAAGGAAGCGCUACAUAAGGAGGCUUUAAAGCGAAACUGUUUAGGCUACAUCAUCCCAACGAAAUAUCCUUUCAUGAACGGGGCAUGCAAUAGCUUGAGGAUUGCUGGGAUUAAAUUAAGGAGAGUAAAGCUACUCAGAGCAGCAGCUUCCACAAGCACAAAUUUUAAACAUUUGUACAAUUUCAAAAUGCACUGCAAUAAGCAAAUUAGAGCAACAGAUUUGACAUACGGGCUUCUUUACAUAAACAGAUUCUGAGAGGUUGUACGAAACUCAGUUUCACAAGGAAACAAUCUACACUUUUCUAAAAGUUAGUAUUUCAAGUCUCCAAUAGACAGAAUAUUUUACUCUUUAAAAUCCUGCCUUUUUGACAAAAAUAAUAAUUUUUAUGACUCCAAUGCAUGGUAACAAGCACAGCUAAAACUCCUUAAUAAUUCCAUUUAUAUAAAGUACGAAACUUAAAUAAGCAGACAAUAUUUAACCAAUGAGAAUCUCCUACCUUCUUCUAAUUAAAAUGACACAUGCCUGAGAAGAAUUGUUUAAUCUUCUGAGUAGCUUUACUGAGUUAUAUUUUAAUUCUAAGGGCCAUUUGCUAAGCAGCAUUUAGCGUCUACUCAGGGCAGUUAUAUAGAUAAACUGCUGGACAGAAAAAUUGUAAACUUUAGCAGCUUGAUUUUAUGUUAGCCUAUGAAAUGUUACUGUCCUACAAAAAUAAUCUUUAACUAUUUAAUAUUUCCUUAUUUACAUUAUAUAAAAAAAUUAAGUCCCAAAAGGUAUGAAUAACUAUACACCUGCCUAACAAAGAAAUCAGGACCCACCUUUCAAAAUUCUUAUUAUUAUUCCUAUUUGUAUGUACACUAGAAAGCCCAAUUGGUGCCUGUGUUUGGGGAAAAACGUCAACAAAGUAGUUCUAAACCUUCCUCCAUGUAGAAAAUGUGGUCAAUGAUGUCAUUUUCCUUGCUGGUCUUCAUUAGGCUUCAAUGAAAAGCUGAAGCUGUCAUCAAAGAGUUUACACACUAAAAUCUUCAGGGCUUUAAUGAAAGGGAAGGCCAGCUUCAGAAAAACAGCUUUCUGCAUUAGCAGCGAUAAUCUUAAAUAAAGCUCUGCUUUCCUAUAUUUUUAUGACUGUUGAGACCCCACAGGGACCAAUAUUUGUAUUCAAAUUACAUUUUAUGAUUUUCCAUUGUUUCACAAUGAGUUCUAAUAAAUGGGAUUUAGUAUAAUAAUCCAAGUAUGACAUAGCUGGUAUGCUUUCAUGAAUGUUUUUAUGUAGAUUUUCCUCCCAUGAACAUGAGUAAAUAAAUCUGUUUCCGGAAUUCAUUGUGGUUGCAUUUAAAGCUCUGUAAUAAUUCUAAUAAAUUUAUAAAUGUAGAGUUACAUGUAUGGAAGGUAUAGAACAACUGGAAAUCCACGAAACCAUAAUUAUAGUCAUACAUUAUCUAGAUAAAGUAUUAUAAAUAAAAGUAGAUCAUUUCUUUUAUCAAAGCAUAACUGGAAAUUUUCAGAUGCUUUAAUAUUAAAGAAUGACAAUGUAUGCAUGCACAUUUUUACAUUAGGUUCAAUAUGGAAAUUGUACAAAAAUAUAAAUCCAAAGAGAUUAUAGGGUUUAACUCAAACACUGCUGAUACAAAGAGAACUCAAACUUGUAAAUUAAAAAUACCUGCAUGGUUUAGUUAAGAUGAAUAUAUUAUUUCAGGAGGGGAUGAUCUCCAAAAUAGUGACUCUGACACCUCAAAUACGGGGGUUAACUCACUGGAGGAAGCCCAUACUUGAACAAUUAUUAACUACAUUACAAGAAUUUUAUUGGAAAUGCAAAUGGGAACAAAUUUCUACUGAAGUUAGAUAUAUAAUUUUCAGCUAUUGCUGCAGAACUCUACCUUUAUAAUAGUAAGCAUAGUAGCAUUUCUUAACUUUUGAAUACUUACUAGUGUAGGAACUGGUGCUGAACAAAACCUCUAGAAUGACUGUUAGCUGAAUAAAAUAUAUACCAAUUGCACACCAUUUUUCCAUGUUUAAAAAAAAAAACUUGACAUAAUGAAUACUACUGGGCAGAAUUUUUAUCUUCUGCUCUCCCCCAAAGAAUCAAAAUCCCCUUACUCCCCCCUUUGGACACCUACUUGAAUAAAUUUGUUUCUUUUUUUAAUGUUCUCAUUUUGCCAUUUUUCCACCAAACAUUAUUUUCCUACUUCAUUCCCCAAGAUAUCUUACUGAGAAUGUGUGAAAUAAAAAGUAUAUCCUAAUGCCGUUCUUAGUAGAAAGUCAGUAUAACAUUGGCUAAUACAGAAACUGCUCCUCAAAUUUGGGUUCGAAGAGCAUCAGAGUGAGGAGGUGGGAGACUGGAUUAGGAAAUCUUGUUUUGACCAUUUUGUCCAUUAACACUUGUGGCCCAUAUAAGGAACAAAGUUUAUCCACAAAUUUCACUGAGGUGUCUGUAUUUGAAAAUGCAAAUAAAAUGAUGUGUAUUAGAAGACAGGAUCGGAAUGAAAACAAGCUAGUCAUAUUAACACUGGAAGCCAUCUUUUAAUGACUGCUGCCACAUUUUAUCAAAGUAAUUUUUAGUCAAAUAUGGUAUUUGUAAAUUUAAACUUUCUGUCAUACAUAGAAAGGGGGCAGGUACCUGUUAAAGUUUUAUUUUAUGCAAUAAUAUAGUCGCUUCUUAUUUUGGCAAUUAGAAAUAGACUCAUAGGAGAUUCCAAUUUGGUUGCUGGCAGCCAUGGGGUUUCUUGAUUUCAGUGCUCCAAAGAAUAUGGUGGUUUCAUGGUGUAGCUGACCACUAAAAAGGGGAAGAUUAAAUGGGAAUUACCUAUCAGUUUUCAGCAUAGAAUGCAUCAAGAAUUAUCAAUGGAUAACAACAGAAUUUUUUGAGAAGUCAAUUGUAUCAUAGCUCACUACUGCCAGAGCAACAAUGGUGUAUGACAAAGAAAUGAAAAAUACAAGAGUCACUAAGCCACCUGAUUAAAAGAAAAUCAGUAUUUCAAGGCAUUUAACACCUACUGAAUACAUAUCUGAGGAGAAGAACCGAUCUGUAUUACAAAAAAAAAAAAUGUUUUCGUUUUCUGUAAGAUACAAUGAAUGGUAAACAUUAAAAGUCAA
Molecule: messenger RNA, 4666 nt
Organism: Manis javanica (Malayan pangolin)
Lineage: Eukaryota; Metazoa; Chordata; Mammalia; Pholidota; Manidae
Gene: HAPLN1
Product: hyaluronan and proteoglycan link protein 1
Biological process (GO): central nervous system development; positive regulation of neuroblast proliferation; glial cell differentiation
Cellular component (GO): perineuronal net; synapse
Molecular function (GO): hyaluronic acid binding
Source: RefSeq, a predicted model, not a curated record